AUGCGGGUCGGCAUCCUCCUCCUGCUAGCAUCGUGCUCUCUCGGCAUCCCCGGUUGGGCCCAGGCGGAAGACUGGCCCUUCUGGCGCGGCCCGCGCUACGACGGCAAGUCGACCGAGACGGGUCUCGUCGACGACUGGAACCCGAAGGGCGGCCCCGGCAGCAACCUGCUGUGGAAGCGCGACUACCUCGCAGGCCGGUCGACCCCGAUCGUCAUGAACGGGCGGCUCUACACGAUCGUCCGCGAUCGGCCGGGCACCGACCUGGAAGGCGAGAAGGUCGUCUGCGCCGACGCGGCGACGGGUGAGAAGGUCUGGGAGCACCGCUUCAACGUCUACCUGUCCGACGUGCCCGACACCCGUGUCGGCUGGUCGAGCGUCGUCGGCGACCCGGCGACCGGCCGAGUCUACGCCCAGGGCGUGUGCGGCUACUUCUGCUGCCUCGACGGUUCGUCCGGCUCGGUCGUCUGGGAGCGGAGCCUGCACGAGGAGCUCGGCCUGCUCUCGACCUACGGCGGACGGACCAACUUCCCAAUCGUCUACGAAGACACUGUCAUCACCAGCGCGGUGGUGAUCGGCUGGGGCGACAAGCCGAAGUGGGGCCUGCUCGCGAAGCCGGCCCACCGCUUCUUGGGCCUCGACAAAGGGACCGGAGAGCUGCGCUGGCUCAGCGGCACGCGGCUGAUCCCCUACGACACGACCUACAGCUCGCCCGCGCUGGUGGAGCUCGCCGGCCAGCGGGCGAUGGUCUUCGGCUCGGGCGACGGCGCCGUCUGGGCGAUGCAGCCCGGCACGGGCAAGACGCUCUGGAAGUCGCAGCUCAGCCGGCGUGGCCUCAACGUCUCGCCCGCCGUGGCGCCCGACGGCCGGGUCUUCAUCGGGCACAGCGAAGAGAACGUCGUCGGCAACGCGAUGGGGCUCUUCACCGCGGUCGACGGGACCCAACUCGGCGAAGAAGAGCCGAUCGACCAGACCGACAAAGAGCUGUGGCGAAACUACCAGGUCAUGGCCGGCAAGAGCUCGCCGCUCUACGUCAACGGCUACGUCGUUGUCGUCGACGACCGCGGAAAGCUGCUGUUGUACGACGCGGAGUCAGGAGAACAACUCGACCGGGUGGCUCUCGGUCGAGUGAUGCGGGGCAGCCCGGUCUACGCCGACGGGAAGUUCUACGCCGUCACGCGUGGCGGAAGUUGGGGGGUCUAUCGGAUCGCCAUCGAGAGGGACGCCAACGACGAGAUCGUCGACGUCAGUUUCGAGCGAGUGUCGCGAGGGAAGCUCCGAGGCGAGCAAGUUGACGCCUCGCCGAUCAUCGCCAACGGCAGGAUCUACAUCACGACGAGCGAAGCCGUCUACUGCUUGGGAGACGAACGAUCGGGUGUCGUCAACUCCGCCAGCAACGCGGCCCCGUCGGGCCCGGCCGAAGAGCCGACCGACAAGCGGGUCGCCCAACUACAACUGACGCCAUGGGACACGCUGCUCGCCCCCGGCGAGAAGAAGCAGUACCGGCUGCGGCUCUACAACGCCUCGGGUGAGUUCCUUCGCGAAGCGGACCCGAAGAAGGCCUCGUUCGGCGUCUCGGGGCUCGGCGAGAUCACGCCACAGGGCGUCUACCGCGCGCCCGACACGUUCCGUCACGAGACGGCCUUGGUCCUCUGCGAGUACAAGGGCCUGUCGGCCGAGGCGCGGGUGCGGAUCGUGCCUCCGUUGCCUUGGUCGUUCGACUUCAACAAAGCGUCCGACGUGCCACUGACUUGGGUCGGCGGGCGGAUCCGCUACGUGCUGCGGGAAGGCCCGGACGGCGACGACUACAUCGCCAAGCCGACCGAGCUGCCGACACGGCCCGGCAAGCCGACGACGAAACUCGGCACGCGCAGCCGGAUGUGGAUGGGGUCGCACACGCUCGCGAACUACACGGUGCGAGCCGACAUCCAACUGCAGCAGGGUACCGCCGGCGAAGCGAGCGCCGACGAACCCGCCCCCGAGGGGCCCCCGGCGGUUGCCACCGCGAUCAAGCUGCCGACGGCCGGGUUGAUCAACAGCCGCUACACGUUUGCCUUGUUCGGACCGAACCAAGAGGUUCGACUCUACAGUUGGUGCACGCACGACAAGCGGACGCAGGCCGCCAAGGAGAUGAACCUCCAGGCGGGCGUCUGGUACCGGCUGAAGCUGUCGGUCGUGCCGAAGCCCGACCAAGGGAUCGCCGUCGUGCAGGGCAAGGUGUGGCCACGCGGAGAACCCGAGCCGGGCGAGUGGACGCUCCAGUUUGAAGACAAGGCGCCGAACGUGCAGGGAAGUCCCGGCUUGUUCGGCGACGCCAAAGAAGCGGAGUUCUUCGUCGACAACUUGACGGAAACGAGACGACCCAUGCGACCCUCUCUCUGCCUGAUCACGUUGCUCGCGGCCCCGCUGUCGGGCGCCGCUCUGGCCGCCGACGCGGUCACCGCCGAGUGGACCCAGUGGGGCGGCGACUCGCUGCGGAACAACGUGCCGGUCGGCGUCGGCAUCCCGACCGAGUGGGAGGUCGGCGACUUCGACUUCCGCACCGGCGAGUGGGACUCUUCCUCCGCCGAGAACAUCAAGUGGGCCGCGCGGCUCGGCUCGCAGACGUACGGCAACUGCGUCGUCGCGGGCGGGAAGGCCUUUGUCGGCACGAACAACUCGGGCGGUUGGCUGCCGCGCUACCCGGCCGAGGUCGACCUCGGCUGCCUGAUCGCCUUCGACGCGGAGACGGGCGAGUUCCUCUGGCAGCACUCGUCCGAGAAGCUCAAGACGGGCCGGGUCCACGACUGGCCGCUGCAAGGCAUCUGCUGCGCCCCGCUGGUCGAGGGCGAGCGGCUCUGGUUCGUCACAAGCCGCGGCGAGGUGCGCUGCCUCGAUACCGAAGGGUUCCGCGAUGGCGAGAACGACGGUCCGGUCGUCGACGAGGUCCACUCGAUGGCCGAGGACGCCGACGUGCUGUGGGUGUUCGACAUGAUGCGCGAGCUGGGCGUCUCGCAACACAACAUGUGCAGUUGCAGCGUCACCUCGUGGGGCGACAUCCUGCUGGUCAACACGUCGAACGGCCUCGACGAGUCGCACAUCAACCUGCCUGCACCCGACGCGCCGAGCUUCAUCGCGUUGGACAAGAACACCGGCAAGCUGCUGUGGUCCGACAAGUCGCCCGGCACGAACAUCCUGCACGGCCAGUGGUCGAGCCCCACCUGCGGCGAGAUCACGAUGCCCGACGGCUCGGUGCAAGCGCAAGCGAUCUUCGGCGGCGGCGACGGCUGGGUCUACAGCUUCGACCCGGCGGGCGACGGCUCGGGCGGCGCGAAGCUCCUCUGGAAGUUCGACGCCAACCCGAAGCAGUCGGUCUGGGUGCUCGGCGGCCGCGGCACGCGGAACAACAUCAUCGCCACGCCGGUCAUCUACAAGAACCGCGUGUACGUCGCAGUGGGCCAGGACCCCGAGCACGGCGAGGGGAUCGGUCACCUGUGGUGCAUCGACCCGACCGGCUCGGGCGACGUGUCUCCCGAGAUCGCCGUGAAGGCGGACGCCCAAGACACGCCGAUCCCGCCGAAGCGGAUCCAGGCGGUCGUCCCCGAGGAGGGCGACCUGGCGCGCGUUAACCCGUUCAGUAAGGCGAUCUGGCACUACACGACGCAAGACAACAACGGCGACGGCGAGAUCGACGAGUACCUCGAAACGAUGCACCGCAGUUGCGGCACGGUCGCCAUCAAAGACGACGUGCUGUACAUCGCCGACUUUAGCGGCAUCUUCCACUGCCUCGACGCGAUGUCGGGAGAGGUCCACUGGACGUACGACAUGUACGCCGCGGCGUGGGGCUCGCCGCUGAUUGUGGAGGAGAAGGUCUACAUUGGAGACGAGGACGGCGACGUCGCCAUCUUUCGCCAUUCGGCCGACCCGGAGGUCGCCAUGAAGGAAGACGGCGGCGAGCCGACGCCCUUCCACGGCGAGGUGAACAUGGGCAACAGCGUUUACUCCACGCCGAUCGUCGCGGACAAUCGAGUCCUUGACGUCGGCAACUGCGACCCCGACCACGCGGCGAUCACGGCCUUCUUCACGUCGAACUUCGACGUCGAGAUGGGCCGCGCGAAGCUGCCCGCCGACACGAUGGAGCAGCUCCGCGCGACGCCGCACGACCUGGUCGUGAUCAACCGCAAGCUCGACGAGGACUACUCGGACGGCUUGGAGAUCAUCAAGCAGAUCAAAGCCGACCCGGCGACGAAAGACGUGCCGGUGAUGCUCGUCACCAACUACGACGAGCACCAAGAAGCCGCCGUCGCCGAGGGCGCGCUGCGAGGCUUCGGCAAGCUCGAGUACAACCAGCCGGACACGGUCGAACGCGUCCGGGCCGCGCUCGGAGCGUGA
Cladocopium goreaui is the source of this 4368-nucleotide messenger RNA. The record is from the annotation of a GenBank genome assembly. NCBI's taxonomy places the organism in Eukaryota, Dinophyceae, Suessiales, Symbiodiniaceae.